This is a messenger RNA of Gossypium raimondii (Peruvian cotton), 2422 nucleotides long. Its product is annotated as phospholipase D alpha 1. The record is from RefSeq and is a predicted model, not a curated record. Gene Ontology annotation, cellular component: plasma membrane. Gene Ontology annotation, molecular function: D-type glycerophospholipase activity; calcium ion binding. Bases 1 to 2418 code for a protein of 805 amino acids. The transcript has 3 exons. Gene Ontology annotation, biological process: phospholipid catabolic process; phosphatidylcholine metabolic process. Lineage: Eukaryota; Viridiplantae; Streptophyta; Magnoliopsida; Malvales; Malvaceae.
AUGGCGAGAACUUCACUUCAUGGGAAUUUACAUGUUACCAUCUAUGAAGUUAAUAAGCUCGAAGGUGGUGGAUUCUUCCGAAAGUUAAUGGCAAAUGUUGAGGAAUCGAUCGGUAUCGGCAAAGGAUCAGGGAAGCUUUACGCGACCAUUGAUCUCGAGAAGGCUAGAGUUGGAAGGACAAGAAAAGUGGAAAGCGACGACCCUUCGUGGAAUGAGUCUUUCCACAUUUACUGCGCACAUAUGGCUAACGACGUAAUCUUCACGGUCAAACAAGCCGGUUCUAUUGGAGCAAACGUAAUUGGCAGAGCAUAUUUGCCUGUUGAGGAUAUCUUAUCAGGGGAAGAAGUGGAUAGGUGGAUUGAACUCAAGGAUGAAGAGAAGCAAAACUUGGAAAAUGAGGCUAAAAUCCAUGUCAAGAUUCGUUAUUUCGAUGUUACCAAGGACCGGAACUGGAACCGUGGUAUCGUAAGUCGUAAGUUUCCUGGAGUUCCGUAUACUUAUUAUCCCCAGAGACAUGGGUGUAAGGUGUUCCUAUACCAGGAUUCACAUAUACCUGAUGGAUUUAUUCCGAAAAUUCCUCUUGCUGGAAGCAAGUAUUAUGAGGCACAUCGAUGUUGGGAGGACAUUUUCGAUGCGAUCACGAAUGCCAAACACUUGGUUUACAUUGCCGGUUGGUCUGUUUAUACUGAGAUCAAGUUGAUACGAGAUUCGAAGAGAUCUAAGCGAGGGGGAGACACCAAGCUUGGUGACUUGCUUAAGAAGAAAGCAAGUCAAGGUGUUCGGGUUAAUGUGCUUAUUUGGGAUGAUAGAACAUCUGUUGGUGCAUUGAAGAAAGAUGGAUUAAUGGCCACACAUGAUGAAGAAACUGAGAAAUUCUUCGAGGACAGUGAUGUCAACUGCGUGUUAUGCCCUCGUGAUCCCGAUGACGGUGGAUCUAUCGUCCAGGAGUUGCAAAUCUCCACCAUGUUCACUCAUCAUCAAAAGAUUGUUGUAGUGGAUGCCGCGAUGCCUAAUGGAGAUACGGAUAGGAAACGAAUCGUGAGCUUUAUCGGCGGUCUUGAUCUUUGCGAUGGAAGAUACGACACACCUUUUCAUUCCCUUUUCAGGACUUUGGACACAGCUCACGCUGAUGAUUUUCAUCAGCCAAACUUUGCUGAAGCUUCAAUCAACAAAGGUGGUCCAAGGGAGCCUUGGCAUGACAUCCAUUGUCGACUCGAAGGGCCAAUUGCUUGGGAUGUCUUGUUCAAUUUCGAACAAAGAUGGAAACGACAAGGAGGUAAAGACGUACUACUUGAUAUCAAAGACCUUGAAGGUACCAUCAUUCCCCCAUCUCCAGUUACAUACCCUAAUGACCAUGAGACUUGGAAUGUACAACUAUUUAGAUCAAUUGAUGGCGGUGCCGCUUUUGGUUUCCCUGACUCUCCCGAAGAUGCUGCCAGAGCUGGACUCGUUAGCGGAAAAGACCAAAUCAUCGAUCGAAGUAUUCAAGAUGCUUACAUUAACGCUAUCCGACGAGCCCAGAACUUUAUCUAUAUCGAAAAUCAGUAUUUCCUCGGAAGCUCCUUCGAUUGGAGUGCUGAUGAUGAUGACAUUAAGCCUGAAGACAUUAAUGCUUUGCAUUUGAUUCCAAAAGAGCUUUGUCUUAAAGUAGUUAGCAAGAUUCGAGCAGGAGAGAGGUUCACAGUGUAUGCUGUAAUCCCUAUGUGGCCUGAAGGUAUCCCAGAAAGUGGAUCAGUACAAGCCAUAUUAGAUUGGCAAAGGAGGACCAUGAACAUGAUGUACAAAGAAAUCGCUCAAGCUCUUAAAUCGGAAGGACGUGACGAGGAUCCUCGAAACUAUUUAACAUUCUUUUGUCUCGGCAACCGAGAGAUGAAGAAGGGCGGAGAAUAUGAACCUACAGAAACACCGGAGCCUGAUUCCAAUCACGCUAGAGCUCAAGAGGCCCGUCGUUUCAUGAUCUAUGUUCAUACCAAAAUGAUGUUGGUUGAUGAUGAAUACAUAAUAAUUGGAUCAGCCAACAUCAACCAACGAUCAAUGGACGGUGCGAGAGACUCCGAGAUAGCAAUGGGGGCGUACCAACCAUAUCAUUUAUCGAUUAGGCAACCAGCAAGGGGUCAAGUCCACGGUUUCCGUCUGGCGCUAUGGUACGAGCACCUCGGCAUGCUACAUAACAGCUUCUUGACCCCAGAAAGCAAGGAAUGCGUGAAGAAAGUGAACCAAUUGGCUGACAAAUAUUGGGACCUAUUCUCAAAGGACGACCUUGACCAGGACUUGCCUGGUCACCUACUAAGCUACCCCAUUGCCAUUUCUAAUGAUGGAAAUGUAUCUGAGCUGCCAAAUUUUGAGAACUUCCCUGACACUAAGGCUCGUAUUCUUGGUGCCAAAUCUGAUUAUCUCCCACCUAUACUCACCACCUAAUGAA